This is a messenger RNA of Cuscuta campestris, 1029 nucleotides long. NCBI's taxonomy places the organism in Eukaryota, Viridiplantae, Streptophyta, Magnoliopsida, Solanales, Convolvulaceae. The record is from the annotation of a GenBank genome assembly.
UUACGACACAUGGAUUCAAUGAACUCCCAAAGCAUUACCAAGCCACCAUUCUUCAAUGGGGAUAACUAUGGCUAUUGGAAAAUGCGAAUGGAGAAUUUCAUUCAAUCUAUUGACUAUGAUUUAUGGAUAGUCACUACUCAUGGUCCGUUUGUUCCUAUGACAACUGUAGGUGAACACCAAGUUCCUACUCCAAUGGACAAACUCACCACCGAAGACAAGAAAAAACUCUCCUUGAAUGCCAAAGCACUAAACGUGUUGUUUUGUGCCUUGGGUCAAGAUGAGUUCGCUAGGGUGAGUUCCUGCAAAUCCGCAAAGGAAGCAUGGAAGCUCUUAGAAGCCUCCCACGAAGGAGAUAAAGACACAAAAGCUACCAAGAUAGCUUUAGGAACAUCCGAGUAUGAAAACUUCAAGAUGAAGGCCGGAGAAUCCGUUCAAGAUAUGAACAAACGAUUCAACCUCAUUGUCAACAAUUUGAGUACGCUAAAUAAAGUUUAUCCUACUAGUGAGAUUAACACCAAGAUUAUAUUCUCUCUUCCUAGAGAGUGGCAUAGUCUUGUUGUAAAUUUGUUGCCCAAAUGUGCGGAUGUUGAAACCUCCACCAUUUGGAGCAGCCUAUACUCUCACGAACUUCUAUUGAAGAAAAUGAAGGAAGAAGAACAGGUUCCUAUCAUCAAGAAGACCAUGGCACUAAAAAUUGAUGACUAUCUGGAAAGCGAAGGAGAAAGUGAUGAGGAGCUUGCCAUGUUCAAAAGAUACAAGAUGUUUAUGAAAUGGAACAAGGGCGAAUCCUCAAAAAGAUUUCCAUCAAAGAAAGGUAAACCUAAUCAAAUAACUUGCUAUGAAUGUGGAAAUGUAGGUCAUAUCAAACCAGAGUGCCCAAAGCUCAAAAAGAAGGAAGAACUUAAAAAGGGGAAGAAGAAGGCAUUAAAAGUCACUGGGGACGAUUUAAACUCCGACGAAAGUGAUAGUAACCAAAGCCAAGAAGAGAACGCAAAUGCUUGCUUCAUGGCCUCCAAUGAUGAAGAAGAG